Messenger RNA from Angiostrongylus costaricensis, 228 nucleotides. The record is from the annotation of a GenBank genome assembly. NCBI's taxonomy places the organism in Eukaryota, Metazoa, Nematoda, Chromadorea, Rhabditida, Metastrongylidae.
AUGACAAUUACAGAGGCUAAAAUAAGGUUGAAUCCUCCAGAAAAUUUGGAGCGGAGUAAAUUUGGCGAAGAGUCUGAACUGAACGGUGUGGAUUUUCCACCCAUUAAUUUGUAUGAUCAUGCGGUAUUUGAUACAGGACCUCAUCCUUCUUCCGUUUGGAUCAACACUGCUAAUGGUAUGAAGGAAGGUUUCCAAGUGGAGGAAGAGCAGGAGACCACUUGUACUUAG